Schizophyllum commune H4-8 is the source of this 3120-nucleotide messenger RNA. Its product is annotated as kinase-like protein. Gene Ontology annotation, biological process: intracellular signal transduction; protein phosphorylation. The record is from RefSeq and is a predicted model, not a curated record. Gene Ontology annotation, molecular function: protein serine/threonine kinase activity; ATP binding. Lineage: Eukaryota; Fungi; Basidiomycota; Agaricomycetes; Agaricales; Schizophyllaceae. The coding region runs from base 122 to 2830 and encodes 902 amino acids. The transcript is spliced from 6 exons. Gene Ontology annotation, cellular component: cytoplasm; nucleus.
GACCUUACUUCUCAGGUCGCCUCGUGCCCCGCGAGAAGGUUAUCGGCGAACAGCCCGCCGCCCACGCCCUGCGAGUAACACUCAUCAUUGGCCGUGACCUUCAUCGCCUUCGCAUCUCUGAAUGAUGCACCGCCAUCCUCGACAAGCUACGUCUACCCCUGACUCAGGAGGACAUGGUCGCUCACGAAGGGAGGCUCCUCGACGGAGAGACUUGGCUGCGAGCGCCGCAGCGGCAGCAGAGCUGACUCUGAUCCCCAUACCACCAUCGCCUACGACCGCAUCUGAGGCAUCUACGCCGUCGACCGGUACAUCAGCCGUACCUGCGGACAUCGACGCUGCGAUCGCGCAGCGUCGAGUCACCUUCAUCGAGGAUCAACUGGCUUCCGGUUUGACGCCGGAAUCCCUGUUCCUCGAGUUCAGCCACGGCGAAACUCAGCGCCGCGCCGAAGAGCCAGCAUGCGACUCCACUCAGAUCGAGGAUAGACUCGAAGACCUCCAGCAGUGCUACGAGCAGCUCAUCAGCAUGGUCGCAGCUGAUAGCGUUACUAUCUUCGCUCUGAUUCCUCGCGUCGGCGAUCCGCAGCUCAGAGAAACACUGCAAGGCUUGAAUAUUCUGUCGCUCGGGAGGGUACGACGCGAGGGUUGGAGGCAGCCUUCACAACCUAUCCAACGCAAUCAUGGGGAGCAAACAAACUCUGUUUCAUCUGCUCCUACGAGGACGAACGAUCUCAACUUCCCGGCUCCCUCGGCCCCCUCAACGCGUUCUUCCUCCACAAAUUCUCCUGCGUCGAACGGUCACUCGUCCACUUCGCGCGCAGGCGUUCGACAUUCCCCUUCCCCUUCUCCCACCAGCAUCCUCUUAAGGCUUGGACGCAACCUAGAAAAUGGGGAUUUGCGUCCUGCGCAGUACGGGAUUCCGUCCGCGACAUCCGGUGGUCUCCCGCGAACCUUCACGCCGUUGCGCCAUACAUCGCGUGAUGAAUACGUCUGCCGCUCUCGAUAUGGCCUCGGCGCAGGGGCUGCGCCUGGCACACUCCAAAGAGAAACCGGAACUCUCGUUGUUGUGAAAGGGAUAUCCUGGCGUAGAAAUGCGACUUCAUGGAGGGAGUUCAGCUCGGAAGAACACCAGAUCCUAGGGUCUUUGAUGGUGCAGUCAUACGUCCCGAUUCACGAGAACAUCCAGUUUCUACGCGACGUAUUCUGCGACGAGGAGGACAGCGGCUGGCUGGUCGCGGUCUACGACUACAUGCCUGUGAAUCUUCGUCACCUCUUGCGCGACGGGCCUCUCCCGCAGUCUCUCACCGCCAGCAUCUUCCUGCAGCUGUCUGCAGCGCUUGAGCACCUCCACCAGCAUCACAUCGUCCACUGCAAUGUUUCUCCAGACCACAUACUCUUGUCAUUUGACGCGCAAGCAGGGAGAUUGGACGUUAAACUGGCCGGUCUUCGCCAUGCCAUGCGUUCCAGGACGUCUCCGUCGGAGCGUCGCAUCGCAGUGGAUGCUGCAAGCCCACUAUUCCCAGUUAUGAACGGCACAGCACCUGGCACACAAGAGCUAUCCGAAUGGACGACGCGACGCAGGCACUUUGGCGGCGCGGCAAUCCCUCCCCUUUUCUCGCGCUCGUCUCUCACAACGCGCGGGACCGGCAGACAUGCUGGGCACACUGCUGAAAUCCUUCAAGGCGGCUACUAUGACGCGCCCGAAUGGCACUGGUCAGCCCUCGAAGAACCAUCUGAGAAAGCUGACUACUGGUCUCUCGGCGCCGUCGCAGCCGAGAUGGUGCUUGGCGUGCCUCUGUUCCCCGCUCACGUGGACGCGCUUCCACCUAUGUCCGCAGCGUCUACUAAUUCAGGCGCGCCGCCGAUGCACCCCUUGCUCGCAAUAGCUUCUGUCCUGGGCAGUCCGGAUCCCCAGCGACAAUAUGUCGUCGAUGACUAUGGUGGUAUCAUCGGAGGGGGUUCCUGGACGCAGGGUAUGGAAUGCGCGCGAUCUGUAGGCCUCUACUUUGACUCGCCCUUCCAGCCCGUGGAUCUGCUAGAGCACCUUCUCAAACGCGCCCCCGUUUUCCUUGCGCAGGCUAUUAUUGACCUUUUAUGGUAUAAUCCUUCGCGUCGUGGACUCCACCUCGCCGAGAUAGCGCUGUACCUUCGCCCACUCGCUGCUUGUGCGCCAGAUGUACUCGCAAGGCGACACGCAUCCCUAGCGAACAAGAUGGACAUCGAAGCCAAUGCAGCCGGUCGGACGCCAGCGUCGUCGAGUCUUUCGCAGCCAGUAUUGUCGCACGAGGCAACUCACAACUACGCGACGUCAAGGCGCCAUGGAGGACCACGGUCUUCCGAUGGACGCGCUUCGCCAUACCAAAGCGAGAGAUUCAAUUCCGCUGCGGGAGAUCGCGCCACAUUGGGAGCGAAUGGCGCCGCGCUGAAAAGGCUGGCGGAGCUGCUAGGGCCGCAAGAAACCGUGCGGGCCUUGGCGAGACGCUCCCCUCCUCCGCCUUCUGCUGUCCCUCGCUCAACCGAGCCCUCCGAGUCCACUCGCUCUUCUGUCACGCCCGACGACGAAGAGACACGCCCCCUUCAGCAUAGUGCAGUUCCAACGCUGCUUAGCGACCUCUCUUUUCUGUCGCCAGCGACAACUCCCGAUAUGGCCUUACCAGUGUCUUGGGACAACAGAGAGCUCUCGCCAAAUUCCACCCCCAGGCGACGCAUUCGGGAAUGGUUUCAAGGUGUCGUACCGGGGUACCCCGCAACGCCGACUGCAUCGUCGAUAUAUUCUUGGCGAGAUAGUAGUCUGUAUACGCCGUCUGCCUCCGUCGCGACGCCUAUACCAUGACUUCUCCUUUGUUGCUGAGGGAUUGGGGCGUCUGGGACGCCGGCACUAUUUAUCGUAUCUGGAGGUAGUUGUGAGAUAUCUGAUGUUCUGUCAAUGAAGUACUGAACACACUGACCUGGACUGAUGAUUCUCCAUUCGCCCACGCGGACUAACUGCUCCCUUAAGCUCCCCACCGGCUUCCCCGUGAAACUCGAAUCCGCUUCCUCAACGUGAUCAUCCUCUGAGGUGGUUCCGUCGCUUUCGACAUCGUUCCCCGUGUCGUCCUCAGAGGGAUCUGUGACCUCGUCGCU